This is a messenger RNA of Lolium perenne, 3679 nucleotides long. Its product is annotated as putative disease resistance protein RGA3. Gene Ontology annotation, biological process: defense response to other organism. Gene Ontology annotation, molecular function: ADP binding. Lineage: Eukaryota; Viridiplantae; Streptophyta; Magnoliopsida; Poales; Poaceae. The record is from RefSeq and is a predicted model, not a curated record.
UAGCCAUGUUUUCUAUACACCAUUUUUCGCAUGCAUCAUAUAUUCUUUACCUAUACAGCGGGAGGAAAAGAAGCUACCGAGCGGCAACACCGAGCAGCCGGGUUAGGUGAAGAUCCGUCCUACUGAGACAGUGAAGUUGUCCUCGUCGAAAGAAACGAUCCCCGUCCGUCCGGCGCCGGCGGGGAGAGAGGCAGGGAUAAGCUGCGACCGGCCGGCUCCUUCUCCAUCCGAUCCAUGCCGCUGCCGUUCGACGCCGUCGGCCAGGCCGUCGGCGCGGCGGCGUGGCUGGUGGGCACCGUGGCCGAGCGGCUCGUGGGCGACGGCGUCGCGGCGUGGGCCGCCCGCCACGGCCUCGACGACGCGGAGGUACCCCGCCUCACGGCUGCGCUGCGGCGCGCCAACCUCGUCCUCGGCGCCGCGCGCGCGGGCGGUAAGAAAAUCGGGAACGAGGAGCUGGCGGGGCCGAUCGCCGCCGUGCGCCGCCUGGCCGCUGACGCGCGCAACCUCCUCGACGAGCUCGACUACCUCGAGAUCCACCACAAGAUCAGCGAUAAGGAGCACGACCCAUGUUCAUCGAAGGCACAAUCUUUUAUUCGUUUUGCAUAUGGAUUUGCCAGUCAGACGAGUAAAUACAUAUCAUCCACAGUAAAAAUCAAUCCAAAAGUUUCUGCCAUGCAUGAAGAGGAUGGUCCUUUGACAACCAAAAGAAAAGUUGAGCGGCAUGAUAUUAUGACUGGAAUGAAAAGAAUGAAGCUUGCCGAUUCAGAUAACCAAAUGAUUCCUGAGAGCAAGCUUGAAGGGGACACAGUUCCAGAUGGAACAACAGAGAGGAAACUUACUAAAGAUGACAUAUCACGGAGAAUAACAAAUAUUGUCGACCAGUUACAUGGCAUCUGUGAGGAUGUUCGUAAGGCUCUCAAGCAAGAGAAACUUGAUGAAAUUAUUCGAGUGACUCAAAACACAAUCUCAAACUCACGGGAGGAAGGGGCCUGCUUUGUUGAAACUAAAGUCUUUGCUAGGGAACAUGAGAAGAACCAUAUUGAAAACUGUAUCAUUAAUAGCGAAGCAAGUAACCAAAAACUUAUGGUGCUUCCUGUUAUUGGUACUGGAGGUGUUGGAAAGACAACACUUGCCCGAACAAUAUACAAUGACCCAGAUGUACAAGCUAAAUUUGGUAUCAGGAUUUGGAUUCAUGUAUCUGUCAACUUUGAUGUGGUCAAGCUUACAGAACAGAUUCUAGAGUGCAUUUCUGAUGGCAGGCAUAAAAACUUGAGUAAGAAUUUCAGUAUGCUCCAAGAUGGUAUCAAGCAAUGUUUGAACAAAAGAUUUCUACUUGUUUUGGAUGAUAUGUGGGAAGAUGACGAGAGACGAUGGAACAAGCUAUUGGCUCCACUUAGAUGUACCGAAAUCUCAGGCAAUGUGGUUUUGGUGACUACUCGAGAAUUAUCUGUUGUCAAAAUGACGAGCACAGUGGAGCAGCACAUUAACUUGGGUGGCCUAAAAGAAGAUGUGUUUUGGCUUUUCUUCAAAAGAUGCAUAUUUGGUGAAGAAAACUAUCAAGGCCAAAGAAAGUUACAGAAAAUUGGAAAGGAAAUAAUCACUAGGUUAAAAGGAAACCCAUUAGCAGCAAGAAGUGUUGGCACACUUUUGAAAAGAAGACUUGAAGAGAAAUACUGGCAGAGAAUUUCAGAUGAUGAUGAAUGGAAACUGCAAGGAGGCAAUGAUGACAUCUUGCCAGCACUCAUGCUAAGUUACAAUCACCUUCCCUACCACCUCCAGAGAUUGUUCUCUUACUGUGCUGUAUUUCCAAAGGGCUACAAGUUUCACAAGGAACAGUUGGUAUGUAUUUGGAUUGCUCUCGGCUUUGUCGUGGAUGAAAGGAAGAGAUUAGAAGAUACUGGAAGUGACUAUUUUGAUGACUUGGUAGACAGGAGCUUCUUUGAAAAAAUUGAGGAGCCACAGGAACCUGCCUACUAUCUCAUGCAUGAUUUAAUUCAUGAUGUAGCACAGAGUGUCUCGGUAGAUGAAUGCCUCACUGUAGAUGGCUCAGCUCCUCUAAUAGUCUCCCCGUCUCUUAGUCAUGUCAGCAUCUGGACCGACUCAGCUUACAAGAAGCAACAAAACGGCGACAUAGAACGUAAUGAAACCUUUGAAAAAAGGAUAACUGCCAUUCAAAAAGAUGAUAUCUUAAGAAGCUUGGACAGUGUAAUGCUAGUUGGUGCAUACAAUGAGACUCUUUCUGUAAUGUUUGCGAAGAUUCUCAGGCAACUGCAGUAUGUCCGAGUACUCCGGUUAUCAGCAAUGUCCUUUGGUGCUGACAAUUUGCUAUCCAGUAUUCCAAAGCUCAUCCAUCUUCGCUAUCUAGAACUGUGGUCCACCAGCGACGCUCCCAAACCUUUGCCUGAGGCUCUAUGUGGACUUUACCACCUGCAGGUCCUGGAUGUAAGUCAUUGGAGUGGUCUCAAUGGUUUGCCAAGACGCAUUAGUAAUCUUGUAAAUCUGCGAUAUCUCAUUGUUCCAGAGGAGUCAUCGGAGCCAUUGCACUUGCACUCAAAGAUCGCAAGAGUUGGCGAACUUAACUUUCUACAAGAACUGAAAGAAUACAGUGUCCAAAUAGAGAGUGGCUUUGAGAUUUCACAGCUGGAGAACCUGAAUGAGAUCAGAGGAUCUCUUAGAAUCUUCAAUCUUGAGAAUGUCAGAAAAAAGGAUGAGGCUUGUUGUGCAAGGAUUAAAGACAAAAAGCAUCUGAGGACUCUGUCACUGUCAUGGGGAAGAACAAGCGCUAAUCCUUCUUUUCCGAAGGAAGUGCUGGAGGGUCUUCAACCACAUGAUCGACUCGCGCAUCUUCAUAUCAUAAAUUACAUAGAUGCCACUCCAUCCUGGUUGGGUCAAAACUUCUCCCUCAACAAUUUAGAAAGUCUAUAUCUUCAUGAUUGUACAGGAAUGGAGAUCCUACCACCCUUCAAUGAAUUGCCAUUUUUGGAGAAGCUAUCCUUGGUUGGUAUGUCUGCAUUGAAGGAGGUCAAGUUUGAUUUUGGUUGUGGUACUGCAAGCAGAGGUUCUCCUUCCUCUGAGGAGGAUAUCACGGAUUUGAAUGGGUUUGCCCUUACUGAACUCGAACUAUUCAGGUGUUCAUCUUUAACAUCAGUGAGGCUUCUUUCCUGCAUGGCAUUGACAAAGUUGAGCAUCAUGGAUUGUGUGGUGCUAGCCUCUAUAGAUGGCUUGCAGUCCCUUGACCAACUGAAGUACUGUGACAUUAAAGAAUGCCCGUGUUUUCCAUCUGCUCCAAAUUUUGAAACACGGUUCCAGGGAAUAAUAAGCAUCUAACAUCUGAGACCAUUUGACAAGCUCCUGUAAGUAUUGCUUUCCUGCAAACUACCUCUCGCAAUUCAAGAAAUGUCACAAACUACCUCAGUCUUGUAUUCUUAUUGGCCCAUGUUUCCUUGAUAAUGUGAACCUUUUCUGCUGGAAGAACUUCUCUCUCUUUGCCUAAUAUUUAUCCAUUGUAUGGACGGAAAUGACCUUUAUGUUGUGCUACAACAAGGAGAUGAUCCCAGAAUAGGUCAAUGGUUUAAAUGCAGUGAAGUUUUCUCUGUAAUCUUUUUGUCAAAGAGUUACAAUUGGUUAAUGCAGUUAUCCUCAAGGCUCCUAGAAUUAGCAGCCAAGAAAUCAUGAUUGA